Molecule: messenger RNA, 3102 nt
Organism: Penaeus monodon (black tiger shrimp)
Lineage: Eukaryota; Metazoa; Arthropoda; Malacostraca; Decapoda; Penaeidae
Product: mucin-2-like
Exons: 6
Coding region: 1-3102 (1033 amino acids)
Source: RefSeq, a predicted model, not a curated record
AUGACUACCACCAAAUGUGCCACCUACAAAAUGAAGCACAACUCCACAAUAACACAACGCACAACUUUCACAACACCACGUGCCAACGACAGAACAGAACCACUGAGCCACAACCACCAAGUCUCACACACAAACCGCACAACUGUGUCACAACCACAUCAGAUGCAACCAACACACGUCAAACAACCAGUUACACGACCGACAACCACUGAUGCACAACACAGAAACCACCACAGUGCACCAACGACUGAGAACCAACAGCCCACUGAUGCCAACCAACAACCAAUGCACAACCAGAACACCCAACUGUCACCAACACAAACCACAACUGUGCCACCAACAACAGAACCGCCGAAACUGUGCACCAACACCUACCAACAGAUCACCAAACACAACGCGUCAAACUGGCACCAACACCACGUGACCAAAACAGAACACAACAGUGCACCAGACCCAGAACCACGACAACUGUGCACCAACACCAGCCACACACAACAGUCACCACAGUCCACAACAACAGAACGCCGACAACUGUGCACCAACCACCACAGGCCACCAACAACAGAACACCCGACAACUGUGCCACCAACCAACCACGUGACCCAACAACAGACAAACACCACUGGCCCAAACGCCCUGUGCCAACCAAACACCACAGUGUCCACCAACAACAGAACCACGCACUGUACAACACCACAGUGCACAACACGAACACGACAACUGUGCCACCAACACACCACAUGCCAAAACAGAACACCACACUGUGCACAACACCAACAGCCACAACAACAACACCACAAGUGCACCAACACACCACUGCAACAACAGAACAGCCGACAACUAACGCCGACAACUGUGCACAACCACCAAGUGCCCAACACAGAACCCACAACUGUGCCCCAACAAGUGCACCAACAACAGAACGCCGACAACUGUGCCACCAACCACACAGUGCCUCAACAACAGAACGCCGACAACUGUGCACACACACAAACCACGACAACUGUGCCACCAACAACAAGGCACAACGACGCCGACAACUGUGCACACCACCACAGCCCAAACAGAACCGCCGACAACUGUGCCAACCACACAGGCCAACAACAGAACGCCGACACUGUGCCCAACAACAGAACGCCGACAACUGUGCCACCAACAAACAGAACCGCGACACUGUGCCACCAAAACAGAGCCAACUCAAACAAGACGCCGACAACUGUGCACAACCACACACACCAACCACCACAGUGCCACAACAACAGAACGCCGACAACUGUGCCACCAACCACCACAGUGCCUCCAACAACAGAACAGCCGACAACUGUGCCACCAACCACCACAGUGCCUCCAACAACAGAACAGCCGACAACUGUGCACCCCACCACAACAGAACAGCCGACAACUGUGCCACCAACCACCACAGUGCCUCCAACAACAGAACAGCCGACAACUGUGCCUCCAACAACAGAACAGCCGACAACUGUGCCACCAACCACCACAGUGCCUCCAACAACAGAACCGCCGACAACUGUGCCACCAACCAGCACAGUGCCAUUAACCAGCACAGUGAUAACAACAGAAUCGCCGCCAACUGUGUCACCAACCAGUACAGGGCCACCAACAGAAUCACCAUCAAUUGUGAAAUCAACCACCACGGUGCCACAAAAAACAGAAUCGCCGACUGUGCCACCAACCAGCACAAUGCCAACAACAGAAUCAACCACAGUACAGUCAACAACCACAGUAUCAUCAAUAACUUCUGAACCACCAACUACCAAAGUACUAACAACAAUACUACCGCCAACAACUACAAUGCCACCAAUAACCUCUGAGCCAACCACUACACUACCCACAACCAUCCAGGAACAAACAUCUGUUCAACCAGAAACUACACAAAAUACUUUAUCAGAACUGCAGCAAAGAAAAGCACAGUUACUUCAAGAAAUUGAAAGACUCGAGAACCAGAUUGCUGCCUCCAACGCCACUCUCACAGCUCUUCAAAAGACCAAUCAAGCCCUGCAACGAGUCAUUGAAGCCAUCGAGCAAGCCACUGGCAAUUCCGGAAGGAAGCGGCGAUCGCUUACUUACUCUAUCGAUCAAGAUGGCGACACUGUCACGGUCGAUCCAUAUUGUGAGGUAAAUGAGGACAAUGCCGUCACUGGCAACCCAACAGAUCUGCUUCUUACAAUGAUCGAUGAUCUCUCCACCAAGCUGGCCAACCUCACAACCGACCAAAUCACUUGCUUCAAUCAACUCAUUGAGAAUUUCGCUACACUCAUAGAGAAUGGAACCUUUGUCAUCGAUUCCAGUGUAUUAGAUAACAUCACGUCCGCGGUAGAAGCAGCAAGCAGCGUCGUGGGAGACCAAGUCCAGUCGGUUCAGUUGCUCGUCAAUAUUUUGCAAGAGCAAAAACAAAAUAAAACGGAUGAGCUUGACCAAGUGGAGAGCCAACUAGCAGCAACAACAGGUAGAAAACCAGUACACAAAGUUUUAUCGAUGUGUAUGAGCGUAUUUUCAUUAGAAGGUACACACCCUCCAACAACCACCGAAUUUCAUACAACAGAAGCUAAGCUGUCCACCAAUGAAAAAGUAACUACACUGCCACCUAAUUCCACUAAACAACCAACGACUACAAUGCAGCUAACACCACAGAAAACUACUGAGGAACCAACAACCGGAGUUAUAUCAACUACUGAGUUACCAAAAACCACUGAGCAAACAAUCAUAGCAUCAAGAAUAACAACUGACUCACCAACGACAGAAAAUCAACGAACCACACGGUCACCAAAAAACACUGAGCAACUAACAACCAAAUUCUUGCUAACAACCACGGUGUCAACGACAAAAGUAGAACCAACCACACGGCCACAAGUAACCACCGCGCAAUCAAUCACCACGAUGCAACAAACAACUACUGUGUCACCAACGGCCACUCAGCAACCAACAUCCACUGAUGACAAACCACAGUUACAAACACAACAACCAACUCACGUGAUGACCAACAACCACCAUUUCAACAACAACCACUUGUCACCAACGACAGUUCUUAGCAACCACUACUGUGUCACCAACGACCUUGAGCAACCAACAACGACUGCAUGA